AUGACCGAACCCACCAAGAUCAGCAUCUUGGGCCGGGAGAGCAUCGUUGCUGAUUUUGGCCUGUGGCGCAACUAUGUCGCCCAGGACCUGAUCACUAACUUGCCCUCCACGACCUAUGUCCUGAUUACCGAUACCAACCUAGGAUCAAUCUAUACUCCCAGCUUCCAGAAAGCAUUCGAUACCGCUGUUGCCUCCGUCUCUCCCGUCCCCCGCCUCUUGGUCUACCAUGCCGCCCCUGGUGAGAGCUCGAAGUCUCGCCAGACAAAAGCCGACAUUGAGGAUUGGAUGCUGAGCCAGAGCCCCCCAUGUGGCCGAGAUACCAUCAUCAUCGCUCUAGGCGGCGGCGUUAUUGGUGAUUUGACUGGUUUCAUUGCGGCGACUUACAUGCGUGGGGUCAGCUAUGUCCAAGUCCCCACCACUCUCCUCGCUAUGGUAGAUUCCUCAAUUGGAGGCAAGACCGCCAUUGACACGCCGCUGGGCAAGAACUUGAUCGGUGCCAUCUGGCAGCCGUCAAGGAUCUACAUUGACCUCGAAUUUUUGGAGACGCUUCCCGUGCGCGAGUUUAUCAAUGGCAUGGCCGAGGUCAUCAAAACCGCUGCAAUCUCAAGCGAGGAGGAAUUCACUGCGCUCGAGGAUAAUGCGGAUUUGAUUCUGAAUGCCGUUCGCAGCAGCCCUCGGGCCGGCCAAGGCCGCUUUGAUGGCAUUCGUGAUAUUUUGAAGGCCAGGAUUCUGGCAUCUGCUCGCCACAAGGCCUUCGUCGUCUCCGCCGACGAAAGGGAAGGUGGUCUCCGCAACCUCCUGAACUGGGGACACUCUAUUGGUCAUGCAAUUGAGGCCAUCCUCACUCCGCAAAUCCUCCACGGCGAGUGCGUUGCCAUUGGUAUGGUCAAGGAGGCCGAGCUGGCCCGCCACCUGGGCAUCCUGAAAGGUGUUGCCGUCGCCCGUGUUGUUAAGUGCAUUUCGGCAUACGGCCUGCCUACAUCUAUGAAGGACUCUCGGGUUCGGAAAUUGACUGCCGAUAAGCAUUGCUCUGUGGAUCAAUUGCUUUUCAACAUGGCCCUGGACAAGAAGAACGAUGGCCCCAAGAAGAAAAUCGUUCUUUUGUCGGCGAUUGGACGCACCUAUGAGCCCAAGGCCAGUGUCGUUGCGAAUGAGGAUAUUGGUGUCGUCCUGGCACCCAGUGUCGAGGUCCACCCCGGCGUUCCAAAGACACUGAAUGUGACCUGCGCACCUCCCGGAUCUAAGAGUAUUUCGAAUCGCGCGCUUGUUCUAGCUGCGCUGGGUUCUGGUACUUGCCGUAUUAAGAACCUCUUGCACUCUGAUGACACCGAAGUUAUGUUGAACGCUCUGGAGCGACUGGGAGCGGCAACUUUUUCUUGGGAGGAAGAGGGCGAAGUCCUUGUCGUUAAUGGCAUGGGAGGCAAGAUCACUGCUAGCCCCACGCCUCUGUACCUCGGUAACGCUGGAACUGCUUCCAGAUUCUUAACCACUGUGGCCACUCUCGCUACACCAAGCACGGUUGACUCGAGCGUUCUGACUGGUAACAACCGGAUGAAGCAAAGACCCAUUGGUGACCUUGUCGAUGCUCUGACCGUCAAUGGAGCUAGUGUCGAGUACAUGGAGCGCAAGGGCAGUCUGCCCCUCAACAUUGGAGCUUCUGGUGGCUUUGCUGGAGGCAGUAUCAACCUUGCUGCGAAGGUUUCUUCCCAGUAUGUCUCUUCCUUGCUGAUGUGUGCUCCCUAUGCCAAGGAGCCUGUUACUCUGAAACUGGUUGGUGGCAAACCCAUCUCCCAGCCCUACAUUGAUAUGACCACCGCCAUGAUGCGUUCUUUCGGUAUCGAUGUGCAAAAGUCGACUACCGAGGAACACACCUACCAUAUUCCUCAGGGCCACUACGUUAACCCUGCUGAAUAUGUUGUCGAGAGUGAUGCAAGCUCUGCCACCUACCCUCUGGCUAUUGCGGCCAUCAGCGGCACUACUUGCACUGUUCCCAACAUUGGCUCGAAAUCUCUUCAGGGCGAUGCUCGCUUUGCUGUUGAUGUUCUCAGGCCGAUGGGCUGCACGGUUGAGCAAACUGAUUUCUCUACCACAGUUACUGGUCCUUCCAGCGGUAUUCUUCGGCCCUUGCCCAAUGUGGACAUGGAACCCAUGACAGAUGCUUUUCUCACUGCUUCCGUCCUCGCGGCUGUUGCCCGUGGCGAUGGCUCCAACCACACCACCCGCAUCUACGGAAUCGCCAACCAGCGUGUCAAGGAGUGCAACCGAAUCAAGGCCAUGAAGGAUGAGCUCGCCAAGUUUGGUGUUGUUUGCCGGGAACAUGACGAUGGUCUUGAGAUUGAUGGUAUUGAGCGAUCUACCCUGCGUCAGCCCUCCGGCGGUAUCUUCUGCUAUGAUGACCACCGCGUUGCUUUCAGCUUCAGCGUUCUUUCGCUCGUGACUCCCCAACCCACCCUCAUCCUCGAAAAGGAGUGUGUCGGCAAGACAUGGCCCGGAUGGUGGGAUUCCAUGAAGCAGCUCUUCGGUGUUAAGCUUGAUGGCAAGGAGCUGAGCGAGGCGGAGCUCGUCACCUCCAGCCAGGAGGAGAAGGUCAGCGCGUCGGUCUUCAUCAUUGGCAUGCGCGGAGCCGGUAAGACUACGGCCGGUAACUGGGUCGCGAAGAGUCUCGACCGUCCCUUCAUUGAUCUCGAUAUUGAACUCGAAAAGACUGAAGGGAUUUCCAUCCCGGAUAUGAUCAAGCAGCGUGGCUGGCAAGGAUUCCGCGAUGCCGAGCUGGCUCUACUUCAACGCACCAUGCAAGACCGACCCAUCGGCUACGUCUUCGCCUGUGGUGGUGGUGUCGUUGAGAUUCCUGAGGCCCGCAAGCUGCUUUCCGACUAUCACAAGAACAAGGGCAACGUGCUCCUCAUUAUGCGUGAUAUCAAACAGGUGAUGGAGUUCUUGCAAAUCGAUAAUACCCGACCUGCCUAUGUGGAAGAUAUGAUGGGCGUGUGGCUGCGCCGCAAGCCUUGGUUCCAGGAAUGCAGCAACAUCCAAUACUAUAGCCAACAUUCCAACAACACAGAGCUUGCACUCGCCUCAGAAGACUUCGAGCGCUUCAUGCAUGCUGUCACCGGCCGACAGGACAGCCUCGGUGUGAUCAAGAAGAAGAAGCACUCUUUCUUCGUCUCAUUGACUCUGCCCGACCUGCGUCAAUGUGGAGAUAUUCUGAGCGAGGCUAGCAUCGGAUCUGAUGCGGUGGAGCUUCGUGUUGAUCUCUUGCAGGAUCCCGCAUCGGAUAGUGACAUUCCUUCUGUCGAUUAUGUUGCUGAGCAAAUGUCUUUCCUCCGCCGCCGCGUCUCUCUUCCCAUUAUCUUCACCAUCCGCACCAAGAGCCAGGGCGGUCGUUUCCCCGACGAUGCUUACGAAGCUGCUACUCAGCUCUACCGUCUGGCGUUCCGCUCCGGAUGCGAAUUUGUCGAUCUCGAGAUCGCUUUCCCUGAUGAGAUGCUCCGUUCCGUCUCCGAGAUGAAGGGUCACUCGAAGAUCAUUGCCUCCCACCACGACCCCCAGGGCACCCUUUCAUGGGCCAACAUGUCCUGGAUCCCAUCUUACAACCGUGCUCUGGAAUACGGUGAUAUCAUCAAGCUGGUUGGUGUCGCUAGUAGCCUGGAUGACAACACUGCCCUGCGCAAGUUCAAGACUUGGGCGGAGCAGGCCCACGAUAUCCCGUUGAUUGCCAUCAACAUGGGUGAUAACGGUCAGCUCAGCCGUAUCUUGAAUGGUUUCAUGACUCCUGUCUCUCACCCUAGUCUGCCUUUCAAGGCUGCGCCCGGUCAACUUUCCGCGACUGAGAUCCGCCGGGGUCUCUCGCUGAUGGGUGAGAUCAAGGCUAAGAAGUUUGCCAUAUUCGGCUCGCCUGUGGCAGCUUCGCGCUCCCCUGCCCUUCACAACACCCUCUUUGGCGAAAUGGGUCUUCCUCACAAUUACGGACGCUUCGAGACCACCAACGUUGAAGAUGUCAAGGACUUCAUCCACUCUCCCGACUUCGGUGGUGCCUCCGUGACAAUCCCUCUGAAGCUGGACAUCAUGCCUCUCCUCGAUGAGGUUGCUCAGGAGGCCGAGAUCAUUGGCGCCGUCAACACCAUUGUUCCAGUGGCUAAUGGCGACGCUGCCCCGCGUCUGGUCGGCUACAACACCGACUGGCAGGGAAUGGUCCAGUGCCUGCGCAACGAGGGUGUCUACGGCUCCAACGGCACCGAGAGCGCUGUGGUCGUUGGUGGUGGUGGCACCGCUCGCGCUGCCAUCUACGCCCUCCACCACAUGGGCUUCUCCCCUGUCUACGUGAUCGGUCGCACCACUAGCAAGCUCGAGGGCAUGGUCUCCACCUUCCCGACCAGCUACAACAUCCGCAUUGUGGACGGCAGUAGCCAGCUGGACACCGUGCCCCAGGUUGCUAUUGGUACAAUUCCCGCUGACAAGCCUAUCGACCCUACUAUGCGGGAAACGCUCUGCCAGAUGUUUGAACGUGCCCAGCAGAUUGACGGUACUCUCAUUGGCAAAUCCGUUGAGGGCAAGUCACCCCGUGUUCUUCUCGAGAUGGCGUACAAGCCUUCAGUGACGGCACUUAUGCAGCUGGCUUCCGACGCGGGCUGGAAGACCAUUCCUGGUCUGGAAGUUCUUGUUGGCCAGGGUGUCAACCAGUUCAUCCACUGGACCGGAAUUACUCCUCUGUACCACGUCGCCAGGGAUGCUGUCAUGGGUGCUGAAUCCGCAUAA
Messenger RNA from Penicillium argentinense, 4755 nucleotides. Its product is annotated as pentafunctional protein ARO1. Gene Ontology annotation, biological process: aromatic amino acid biosynthetic process; chorismate biosynthetic process. Gene Ontology annotation, molecular function: shikimate kinase activity; 3-dehydroquinate synthase activity; shikimate 3-dehydrogenase (NADP+) activity. NCBI's taxonomy places the organism in Eukaryota, Fungi, Ascomycota, Eurotiomycetes, Eurotiales, Aspergillaceae. Bases 1 to 4755 code for a protein of 1584 amino acids. The record is from RefSeq and is a predicted model, not a curated record. Gene Ontology annotation, cellular component: cytoplasm. The transcript is spliced from 3 exons.